GGUGCGCGGAAUUGGACUCGGCUCACGCCCACGCUCGCGCUCGGGCUCACGCUCAGGCUCCUAUUAAAACCACGAGUGGAAGUUUUCUUCCCCGUCACCGCCCGUCGUCCGUUUCUUCUCCUCGCCCCCUCCUCCUUAACAUAACAAUGGCUGUGCAGGCCCAGUACCCCUCCAAUCUCCUCUUCCACGAUAGAGGUGACCCGGAGAGGGCGGACAUGGACCUGCCCAAGCAGCAGCAUCAGCAGCAACACCAGCAGCAUCCGCAGCAGCUCGCCGGACUCUCGCCGGCGGUCUAUUUUGCCAGUGGCGGAGCCAGUGGGAAUCGGAGGAAGCGCGCCAGGGAGGCCAUGGCGCCGCCGCCGCCGGCCAAGGAGGAGUACAUCGGCCUGUUCGCGCAGCACUCGGCGCCCUUUUUGAACAUGGCGCAGCUCCACAGCAGCAGGGUCGCGGCGUCCCCGUCCCCUGCCCCUGCCUCUGUGACGCGCGUGUCCACGGGCCUCCGCCUGGCAUUGGAUGAGCAGCAGCAGAGACAGAUUAAUUCCUUGUGUUACCCGUCCUCGUCGUCGCCGCUCGUUCCCUUCUCCGAUGAGUUCGCCGGACAGAUGAAGCAGCACGGCGACGAGCUCGACAAAUUCGUCCGGGACCAGGGCGAGCAGCUCCGGCGGGCCAUCGCCGAUCGGAUGCGCCACCACAACCGGGCACUUCUGGUGGCGGCGGACAAGUCGGCCUCGCGCCGGCUACGGGAGAAGGCGCUGGAGGCGGAGCGCGAGGCGCGGCGCGGCGCCGAACUGGAGGAGCGGCUCGCGCGGCUACGCAACGAGGCGGCGGCGUGGCAGGCCAAGGCGCUCUCGGAGCAGGCCACCGCGGUGGGCCUUCACGCGCAGCUCCAGCAGGCCGCCUCCGCGGCGCGGGCAUCCUGCGAGGAGCUGGGCGGCGGCGACGCCGGCCCGGCCGAAUCGUGCUCGUCGGCGUACGUAGACCCUCGCCGCGCCGGGCCUGACCGCGGGUGCCACGGCUGCCACCUCGGGGCGGCCACGGUGGUGCUCCUGCCGUGCAGACAUCUGAGCCUGUGCCGUGACUGCUUCGCCGCCGGCGACAUGGACGUGGCCAUGGCGUGCCCUGUAUGCCAUUGCGUGAGGACCGGCAGCGUGGAGGCCAUCCUGUGUUGACAGAGCCGGCCUCGGGGCCAUCCCGUGUCCGAGCAAUGCGAAAGGCGCCAUAGCUUAUUCCGGAGAAUGGAAAAAUAGUCCUAAAAUGGAAACUUAGAUUCUUUCUUUCUUUCUUCGAGCUUUUGUUCAUAGUUUUUCUUAAUCCUUUUUUACUGCCGAGGAUUUACCCCUCGCCGUGUCCUCUAGGAGAAUUCAAUUGAUAUAAGUUCAUUGUUAAUA
Molecule: messenger RNA, 1388 nt
Organism: Triticum urartu
Lineage: Eukaryota; Viridiplantae; Streptophyta; Magnoliopsida; Poales; Poaceae
Product: BOI-related E3 ubiquitin-protein ligase 1
Molecular function (GO): ubiquitin-protein transferase activity
Source: RefSeq, a predicted model, not a curated record